Messenger RNA from Fraxinus pennsylvanica, 1278 nucleotides. The record is from the annotation of a GenBank genome assembly. Lineage: Eukaryota; Viridiplantae; Streptophyta; Magnoliopsida; Lamiales; Oleaceae.
AUGUUUCCAAACGAUUCCUCCUCGACCCCCAAUUCCACCGUCGAUACGACGCCGUUAAUGUGGGAGCAGGUGUUUCGCACCCGCCACCGCUUUCUGCGCCGUCCGCCGAGCCUCAGCGGCGCUGCGCGCUUCCUCCGGCAAGCCAGUAACCGGUCCCGCGCGAUGCGAGAGCCGUCUGUCCGCGUUCGCGAGGCUGCUGCUGAGCAACUCGAUGAGCGACAGAGCGACUGGGUGUACUCGAAGCCUAUAGUAGUACUGGACCUUAUAUGGAACCUAGCGCUUGUGAUUGUUUCGAUUUCUGUUCUGAUCAUUAGCAGGAAAGAUUCUCCGUCUAUGCCUCUGAGGCUGUGGAUUGUUGGCUAUGCUCUUCAGUGUGUGCUCCACACGGCGUGCGUGUGCGUGGAGUAUAAGAAGAGGUAUGCGCAUCGGAAUCUGGAAGGGAGCUCGAGGGAUGGGGUUAGGUAUAGUCGGAAUUACACUAGUUCGAGCUCGGGAAGUGAUGAUGGAGAGGCUGGGGAUUAUGAUUCCGAGCGCUGGCCAGAUGACGAGGAAACUGGCAUUGUGAAACAUCUGGAGUCUGCAAAUACAAUGUUCUCAUUCAUUUGGUGGUUAGUUGGGUUCUAUUGGAUAUCAGCUGGUGGCCAAAGUUUGACUCAUGAUUCACCUCAACUUUAUUGGCUUUGCAUCAUAUUUCUAGCAUUCGACGUGUUCUUUGUUGUUCUGUGUGUCGCAGUGGCAUGUGUCAUUGGAAUUGCUGUUUGCUGCUGUCUACCAUGUAUUAUUGCAAUCUUAUAUGCAGUAGCAAACCAGGAAGGAGCAACUAAGGAAGACAUUGAGAGACUCCCUAGAUACAAAUUUCGAAGAAUUGGUGAUUUUGAGAAACAAAAUGGUGAAAUUCAAGAAUUAUUUGGAGGAAUAAUGACUGAAUGCGAUACUGACUCUCCCACAGAGCAUGUUAUUCCUCUGGAAGAUGCUGAAUGCUGCAUUUGCCUUUGUGCCUAUGAUGACGGAACUGAACUGCGUGAACUACCGUGUCAUCAUCAUUUUCAUUGUACAUGUAUAGACAAGUGGAUGUGCAUCAAUGCGACAUGUCCUCUUUGCAAGCUCAACAUACUGAAAAACAGCAGUCAGAGUGUUGCUGAAGAAAUCUGGAAAUUUCGUGAUCUAAAUUCCAGUAGGUUCGCCUGCUUACGAUACUACAGCCGAUGUAUUUGUGAAUCAAGAGCCAUGGAUGAUACCUCGGGAGAUUUGGACGACCAGGAAUGCCAAGAUUACUAA